Molecule: messenger RNA, 3779 nt
Organism: Mustela erminea (ermine)
Lineage: Eukaryota; Metazoa; Chordata; Mammalia; Carnivora; Mustelidae
Gene: IKZF2
Product: IKAROS family zinc finger 2
Exons: 9
Coding region: 421-2001 (526 amino acids)
Biological process (GO): regulation of transcription by RNA polymerase II
Molecular function (GO): RNA polymerase II cis-regulatory region sequence-specific DNA binding; DNA-binding transcription factor activity
Source: RefSeq, a predicted model, not a curated record
CGCCCUCCGCCCGCGGGCGUCUGCGCGAGCCCGGCCGGCGGGGGAGAUGUGCUCGGGCUCCGGCGGAUCGGUUUCUCGGGGUUUGACCAGCUGUCCCGGGCUAACCCUGCUCCUCGCUGAAGAUGGAGGAAGUAAAAACAGGAUUACCCUUAGCUACAGAUCCACUGCCUUAGUUUCCACCACCAACUGCAGUGCACAAACACACGUUAGGCACAGGAAAGAAAGAAAGAGAGAGGAUACACUAACAGUAAACACAAACAAAAGGGUGAUGGGAUUAUUUUACUGCAUGCACUGCUGAGCCCGACAUUGUCACCUCCUCUUUGAAAGGGGUUAGAAGAAGCUGAGAUCUCCCGACAGAGCUGGAAAUGGUGAUGAAUCUUUUUUAAUCAAAGGACAAUUUCUUUUCACUGCACUUUGACUAUGGAAACAGAGGCUAUUGAUGGCUAUAUAACGUCAGGUGACAAUGAGCUUUCACCUGAAAGGGAGCACUCCAAUAUGGCAAUUGACCUCACCUCAAGCACACCCAAUGGACAGCAUGCCUCACCAGGUCACAUGACAAGCACAAAUUCAGUAAAGCUAGAAAUGCAGAGUGAUGAAGAGUGUGACAGGAAACCCCUGAGCCGUGAAGAUGAGAUCAGGGGCCAUGAUGAAGGUAGCGGCCUAGAAGAACCCCUAAUUGAGAGCAGCGAGGUGGCCGACAACAGGAAAGUCCAGGAGCUUCAAGGCGAGGGAGGAAUCCGGCUUCCGAAUGGUAAACUGAAAUGUGACGUCUGUGGCAUGGUUUGCAUUGGGCCCAAUGUGCUUAUGGUACAUAAAAGGAGUCACACUGGUGAACGUCCCUUCCACUGUAACCAGUGUGGAGCCUCUUUUACUCAGAAGGGCAACCUUUUGAGACACAUAAAGUUACACUCUGGAGAGAAGCCGUUCAAAUGUCCUUUUUGUAGCUAUGCCUGUAGAAGAAGGGACGCCCUCACAGGACACCUCAGGACCCACUCUGUGGGUAAACCUCACAAGUGCAACUACUGUGGACGAAGCUACAAGCAGCGCAGUUCACUGGAGGAGCACAAGGAACGCUGCCACAACUAUCUCCAGAAUGUCAGCAUGGAGGCCGCGGGGCAGGUCAUGAGUCACCAUGUACCUCCUAUGGAAGAUUGUAAGGAACAAGAGCCUAUCAUGGACAACAAUAUUUCUCUGGUGCCUUUUGAGAGACCUGCUGUCAUAGAGAAGCUCACAGGGAAUAUGGGAAAACGUAAAAGCUCCACUCCACAAAAGUUUGUGGGGGAAAAGCUCAUGCGAUUCAGCUACCCAGACAUUCACUUUGAUAUGAACUUAACCUAUGAGAAGGAGGCUGAGCUAAUGCAGUCUCAUAUGAUGGACCAAGCCAUCAACAAUGCAAUCACCUACCUUGGAGCUGAGGCCCUUCACCCACUGAUGCAGCACCCGCCGAGCACAAUCGCUGAGGUGGCCCCAGUUAUAAGCUCAGCUUAUUCUCAGGUCUAUCAUCCAAAUAGGAUAGAAAGACCCAUUAGCAGGGAAACCUCCGAUAGUCAUGAAAACAACAUGGAUGGUCCUCUCUCCCUCAUCAGACCAAAGAGUCGACCCCAGGAAAGAGAGGCCUCUCCCAGCAAUAGCUGCCUGGAUUCUACUGACUCAGAAAGCAGCCACGAUGACCACCAGUCCUACCAAGGAAACCCUGCCUUAAAUCCCAAGAGGAAACAAAGCCCAGCUUACAUGAAGGAGGAUGUCAAGGCUUUGGAUACCAAGGCUCCUAAGGGCUCUCUGAAGGACAUCUACAAGGUCUUCAAUGGGGAAGGAGAACAGAUUAGGGCCUUCAAAUGUGAGCACUGCCGAGUCCUUUUCCUAGACCAUGUCAUGUACACCAUUCACAUGGGCUGCCAUGGCUACCGGGACCCACUGGAAUGCAACAUCUGUGGCUACAGAAGCCAGGACCGCUACGAGUUUUCAUCACACAUCGUUCGAGGGGAGCACACAUUCCACUAGGCCUUUUCAUUCCAAAGGGGACCCCUAUGAAGUGACGAACUGCACAUGAAGAAAUACUGCACUUACAAUCCCACCUUCCCUCAGAUGUUGACAUACCUUUUCUUUCUUUUUUUUUUUUUUAAAUAUUAUUACUGUCAUUAAUUCUUACUUUGUGGACGCAGUGUCGUUUGCUCUGCCUAAUUACAAUAAGGAAGAAACAGAGGAGAGAAGGGACAAGGGAUAUUGUUUCUUGAUACCUUGGCUUGUUUCUUUUGUGGGAAUUUAAGAGCAGUUCCAUUUCUGCCAUGCAUAAAUAUAAGGUAUAUCGUGCUUUGAGAAAAAAAAUCACUUGAUUCAUAUAGAUUCACCUGAGAGAUUCUAAGUUGCCACUGAUGUGGAGGAUCAGGAUUGAAGGCAGGAAAGUUUAGAGUUUCUGGGUAGAACUAUUGCAGUUUAAAGUGGUAUAAGUAAUUUUACUCUUCAAGGAAGAAUUUUGUUUCAAAAUGUAAACUUUUUUUUCCCCCUCGAUAGAUCAUGGAACACAAACACAUUGUUACUUUCAGUGAUAACUCCUUGGAUGAGUUGUUGUGGGUUCUAUGUUUACUUCCCCAAUGGAAUUUAUAAUACAAUAUGUUAUACACUGUACCAUAUAGGAAAACUUUUGAACUACAGGUAGUUAAGGACACCAACAAUACAUCUGAGGUCCUAUGAUCUUAUUUUUCUAAACUUAAGCACUGUUUUCCAUAGUUUUGAUGACUGGCAUUUUAUAGACACCCUGGCAGCCUUACUUUUAACACCUUUAAUGAAUAGAAUUUUUAUCUAGUUUUAAGAAUAACAUAUGGUCUAAGAGUGGCUAAGAGGCAGUCAGUAGUUUCCAGAAAGGACCUCUACUUUUCAUAAAUUUGUUUGGGAAGUUUUCUUUUAAAGUUGUAAUGUGGUGGCAGCAUAGUACGCGUGUUUGUUUCUAAAAGUAUGCUUACGAUCGUCACUUUAUCAGCAUUUAAUCAGUGUUAACCAGUCAGCAGAAAAACAUAAUUAGGCUAACAGUAGGGGGGAAAAAACCCACUCAGAAAUCCCUUUUCUGGUAUGUCUCUUUUCACUGGUUUUUUCAAGCUGUGACCACCCAGUGUUCUAUCCAUAGUCCAUCAUCUUUUACUAUUUGAGUAGAAGAUCAUAAAAAUCUUGCUAUAGAUUUUUGCUUUCCAAAUCUUGGAGCAAUUACUAAUUCUACCUGAAUGUGGUAACUUGAACCCCAUAAGGUCGUGGAACUAGGGCUAUUUAUUCUAGUAUUUCUUCAAUAAUAAUAUUUACCACUUGUGGUGCAAGGAAAAGGGAACUUCUUUGUAACCUGUACAUUAGACUAUAGAUAAACAAAAAACAAAACCUAUUUUUUACCCUUCUUGGAGUCUAGAAGGUAAUCUAACCUCCAAGUGAAAGUCACCAUGUCCUGCACAUUUUUCUGUCUUGAAAGCAUUCAACUAUGUAUAAGUCCUUGUCAGAAAGGAAUCUCAAUCCCUUAGUAAAAAUUUUCUCUUCUUUUAAUCCAUACAUAUGUUGCCAUUUUUCAUAUGCAAAUUUUUAUUUCAUUUAUAAGGGUGCUGUUUUUUCUCUGCAGUCCAACAGCAUUAGAGGGGAGAAACCAAAUGCAAUUGAGUCAUUUGGAUCAAGUCACACUGGGAUGCAGAACUUGCUGCUUGUGUUGAGGGAGGACAGGCCUGUCGGUGACUGGAUUAUCUGUUAGCCGUUUAUGAAUACUGAUUCUGUUAAGCAGUAACUGAUAACUGCUCUAACAACAACAA